UAAUACUAUGAAUAUGAUAAAUGUAUAUGCACCAACAACAUCAGUCCAGAGAAUGGAAAUAUUCAGAUGCUUAGAAAUUACAAUGGCAAAUGAAAAAAAUCUAAUUGUUGUUGGUGAUUUUAAUUGUUCAACUGAACAAAAAAAUAAAGAACAACAAAUGGAUAAAUCAUCAAAAAAACUAGGAGAAAUUGUUAAAGAUUGUGACAUGAUAGAUGUAUUUAGAAAAUUGAAACGUAAAGAAAAAGGGGUUACGUGGAGAGGAGCAGGAAAAAAAUCCUCUCGAAUAGAUUAUAUUUUUACAGAUAAGACCUAUGAACCAAAGAAAUGUAAAUUGCAGCCAGUGUUUUUUACUGAUCAUUGUAUGUUGAAGGUGGAAUUAGAAAAAGGGAGUGAUGACGAGACCAAAGACUUCCAAUGGAAGUUAAAUAUAAAAAUGUUAGAGGACAAGAAAAUAAGAGAGGAGUAUAAGCAAUAUUAUAAAGGAUGGACAACUUUAAAAGAAUGGUGUGGGACACAAAGAGAGUGGUGGGAGCUAAAGAAGAGAAACACAGAGUUUUUCCAAAAAAAAGGCAGAGAAUGGAGCAAAAAAGAGAAGGAAGAAAUAAAAAGAUUUCAGGAAAAUCUUGAACAAGAGUACAGGAGAGAGGGUUAUAAUGAAACAGAGAUAAGGAUAACAAAAGAACUAGAACAAUUAUUCAAGAAAAAAGAAGAAAAAAUAAAAUUUCAAAGUAGAGUUAGAGAACAAGAAGAAGGAGAAAAGUGCUGCAGAUAUUUUUUUAAGAAAAUAAAGGAGAGGAGAAAAAAAUCAAGAAUGGAAGAAAUGAUGGAUAAAAAUGGAGACAUCAAAAAAGGAAAUAAGGAAAUAAUGGAAAUAGUUUUAACUCAUUAUAGAGACGUGUAUGGAAAAAAAAGAGAUUGAUAAUGAGUAUAUCGACAGAAUAGAAAAAACAAUAGAUCGAUUUUAUACAGAAGAACAAAGAAAAAUGUUAUGUCAGGAAAUAAAAAUGGAAGAAGUUGAAGCAGCGGUAAAAAUGUGCAGCAGAGGAAAAACACCAGGAAUAGACGGCUUACCGAUUGAAUUUUAUUUGACUUUUUGGGAAAUUUUAAAAAAUGAUGUGCGGGUCUUGUUUUUGGAAAUAUUAAAAUAUGGAGAAAUGACAAGCACAAUGAAAAGUGGAGUGAUAACGCUUAUUCCCAAGCAGGAUGACAAGAAGGAGGUAAAAAACUGGAGACCAAUUACAUUGCUUUGCCGGGAUUACAAAAUACUGACAAGAGUCAUGGCAAACCGUUUGAAAGAAUACGUGGGGGAUAUAAUAAAAGAAGAACAGGCUUGUGUGGUACAGGAGAGGAGCGCUGCAGAAAAUCUGUGUGUGAUAAGAGAUUGCAUUAGCGUAAUGAAAGAAAAAAAUUUGGAUGUAGGGUUAAUCAACUUAGAUUUGGAAAAAGCUUUUGAUAAGGUCGCACAUAAGUAUAUGUGGAAGGUAAUACAAAAAAUGGGAGUGCCAGAAGAAUUUGUGGGAUGGCUAAAGGCAAUAUAUAAUGGAAUAGGAAGUAGAAUAAAAGUAAACAACAGGCUGACGGAGGAAAUAAAAGUUGAAUGUGGAGUACGGCAAGGGUGUCCUUUGUCAGCAGUCCUAUUUGUGUUAAGUAUUGAGCCUUUGUUGAAUAUGAUAAGAAAUGACAAUAAUAUAAGAGGAAUUGAAGUUCCGGGAAGUGGAGGCCAGCAGAUAAAAUUGUUUGCUUAUAUGGAUGACAUCACAGUAUUAAUAAGGGACGCUUGGAGUGUAAAGCAAGUAAUAGAACACACUGAAAGUUUUUGUAGGGCCUCAGGGUCAAAUUUAAACUUAAAAAAAUGUGAAUGUAGGAUAUGGGGAAAAUGGAAAGAAGAACCAAAAGAAAAGAUAAGACUUACGGAUAAGGUGAAAGUACUUGGGAUUACUUUUGGAGAUGUCAACACAGAAAAGGAGGAAUGGAAGGGAAUGUUAAACCAGAUCAAUCAAAAAAUAGGGUUCUGGAGUUUGAGACAUUUGACAAUGGAAGGGAAAAUAUUGUUGGUUAAAGCAAUCAUUCUACCGAAAUUAUCAUAUUUAGCAACUGUUUUUUAUCCGCCAAAGAAAAUACUAAAAAGGAUUUUAAGAACUUGUUUUGUAUUUCUGUGGAAUUCAAAGUGCGAAAAACUGGCUAGGAAACAGGUAAUGAAGACCAAAGAAAAUGGAGGUAAAGGAUUUCCAAAUAUUGAAAAGGAGUUGGAACUAAAACAUACAGCAACGGUGGUGAAUUUGGCAAUAAAUAAAAGAGGAAAAUUUGCAGAUAUGUCGAGAUAUUUACUAGGGACGGAACUAAGAAAAGCGAAACUGUUAAAAAUAAUUAAUAACAGACCUAUGGCGUUUAAUGUGCCAAAACACUAUAAGAUUAUAAAAAAAUGUUUACAAGGGUAUGAAUGGGAGGGAGGAGAUUCAAAAAUGUGGGGAAAAAAAAGAGAAUUAAAGAAAUACAUAGAAAAAAAGGAAACAAUGAGGAAAAUUCAAGCACUUACGGAGGAGCAAGUAAGAAAAGUGUGGCAACAAACGUCAAAUAAAGAAUUAACAAAUAGACAAAAAGAUUUGGGGUGGAUGAUAGUAAAUGAAAUUUUACCAACAAAUACAGUUAUGUACAAAAGGAGAGUGGUUAAAAGUAAAAUGUGUCCAAGAGACAAUUGUUUAGAAGCAGAGACUGCAGAGCAUGUAUUCUGGAACUGCAGAUAUGCACAAGAGGUGUGGAGAUAUGUGGGAAGGGAAUGGAAAGGGGAUUUAGAGAUUGAAGAUAUUACAAAAGAAGGUGUACUAUAUGGUUUGGUGGGAAAGGAGCUAAAUGAAAAAAUGUCAAUAAGGCAAUGGAAAAUGGUUAGUGUCAUAAAAGAAAAUAUGUGGUGGUUUAGGAAUGAAUUAGUAAUACAUAAUAAGAAAAUAACAAUACAAAGACUGUUACAGAGAUGUGAAAAAGAGAUACGGGAGGAAUGGAAGAUAAAAGAAGAAGCAGAAAGAAAUAAAAAUACAUAGAAAAAAAGGUAAAGAUUCUUAAUAUAAAGUAUAAAAAAAAAAAAAAAAUUGUUGUGUCACGGUGGUGAAAUGGUGAUGGGUUACAGUGGAUUAGCAAAUUGGCCAGACAUUGUGUGUGUGCUCAAAGCUAAGAAACUGAAAAGAAAAAUUAAAUGUAAGUGAAAAAAGGACAAGCAAAAUAGUGUUUGUUCUCAGUAAUGGAAUUUAGACAUGGAAGAAAAAAAA
Erpetoichthys calabaricus (reedfish) is the source of this 3263-nucleotide messenger RNA. RefSeq lists its product as uncharacterized. Bases 900 to 3038 code for a protein of 712 amino acids. The record is from RefSeq and is a predicted model, not a curated record. The transcript is spliced from 2 exons. Lineage: Eukaryota; Metazoa; Chordata; Cladistia; Polypteriformes; Polypteridae.